CAACAGUGCAACCUCUUUCAUACACUUAACACAAACAAUUUUUUUAAGUCACAAUAUACAAGCCACACAAUCCAAAAAAGAUCCAUGUCCGUAAUUUUGUGGUGGCUAGUGACGGUGGUUCUGGUGGCGGGUCACUCGGCCUCUGCCAGAGUUGUGGAAUUAGAUUGGGAGGUUGAGUAUACGUUCUGGUGGCCAGAUUGUAAAGAAGGCAUCGUAAUGGCCAUAAACGGCCAGUUCCCGGGGCCAACGAUUGAUGCUUUCGCCGGAGACAUUGUCAUCAUUCACCUCAAAAACAAACUCUCCACCGAAGGAGUUGUCAUCCAUUGGCACGGCAUACGUCAGAAUGGGACUCCCUGGUCAGAUGGAGCAGCUGGUGUGACACAAUGUCCCAUUAACCCUGGCGAGACUUUCACUUACAAUUUCACUGUUGAUAAGCCGGGAACUCAUUUCUACCACGGCCACUAUGGGAUGCAAAGAUCAGCAGGACUGUACGGGAUGAUGAUAGUGAGAUCGCCUCAAGAGAGGUUACGUUACGAUGGAGAGUUUAAUCUGUUGCUAAGUGAUUGGUGGCACCAAAGCACUCACUCGCAAGAACUGGCUCUUUCUUCGAGCCCUAUGCGUUGGAUAGGUGAGCCUCAGAGUCUAUUGAUCAAUGGAAGAGGACAGUUCAACUGUUCACAAGCUGCGUAUUUAAGCAACGAAGGGAAGAGGCAGUGCACGUUUAAAGAAAAUGAUCAGUGCGCACCUGAGACUCUAAGGGUCGCGCCUAAUAAAGUUUAUCGUCUUCGGAUCGCUAGCACUACCGCUCUUGCUUCACUCAACUUGGCCGUUGAAGGACACAAGCUGGAAGUCGUUGAAGCCGACGGCAACUACGUCGCGCCAUUCACCGUCGACGACAUCGACAUAUACUCCGGCGAAACCUACUCCGUUCUCCUCCGAACACACUCAUUUUCAACAAAAAAACACUUCAUCUCCGUCGGUGUACGUGGUCGGAAACCCAACACAACUCAAGCACUCACUGUUUUAAGCUACAUCGAUGCUCAUGAAUCCGCACGUCCAUCUCUUCCACCACUAGUGACUCCAAGAUGGGACGACUACAACCGUAGCAAAGACUUCUCCAACAAGUUCUUCGCCGCAAAAGGAUACCCACCACCGCCGGAAAAAUCAGACGAACAGCUUUUCCUCCUCAACACACAGAACCUCCUCGACGGUUACACGAAAUGGGCUAUCAACAACGUCUCCUUGUCCCUCACGUCAACACCUUACCUAGGAUCGAUAAGAUACGGGUUAAACCCUUUGUCCUAUUUAAAAUCUCCAGCUAAGGAGUUUGUAGAGAGCUACGACAUCACGAAGCCUCCAGUGAAUCCCGCCACCACGAAGAGCAGCGGGAUCUACAAGUUCCCGCUGGGCAUCGUGGUGGACGUGAUUCUCCAAAACGCUAACGUUUUGAAAGGUAAGAACAGUGAGAUUCAUCCGUGGCAUUUGCAUGGACAUGAUUUUUGGGUUUUGGGUUACGGUGACGGGAAGUUCAGGCCAGGAGUUGAUGAGAAGAGUUAUAAUUUGAAGAAUCCGCCGUUACGGAAUACGGUGGCGUUGUAUCCGUUUGGAUGGACGGCGUUAAGGUUUGUGACGGAUAAUCCUGGGGUUUGGUUUUUUCAUUGUCAUAUUGAACCGCAUUUGCAUAUGGGUAUGGGUGUGGUUUUCGCUGAGGGAGUAGACCGGAUCGCGAAGAUGGAUAUACCGGAUGAGGUGCUUGGUUGUGGGUUAACCAGGAAAUGGCUCAUGAACCGGGGACGCCAUUAGAAAGCGGUGUUAUUCUAUUAUUAGUAAUUUAGUAGUAUGUUUUUGGAUGUUUGUGAGUGUGUGUUUUCGUAUGAUUGAUUAUUAUGGUGAUAAAACCACAUACUAAUGUUUUAAAAGCUUCAUCAAAACUAUCUGUUUUAUUCUCUUGUCAGUGUUCUCCAUUUAGAAUCUCUUGGUCAAAGAGCAUUCUAAUACUAGCUCUUAAAACAUUAGUUAUAAUAAUAAUCAUUUGGCUGAAUCUUAAAUUAA
Eruca vesicaria subsp. sativa (arugula) is the source of this 2052-nucleotide messenger RNA. Lineage: Eukaryota; Viridiplantae; Streptophyta; Magnoliopsida; Brassicales; Brassicaceae. The record is from the annotation of a GenBank genome assembly.